AUGUCUCCAAAAAAUGAGCUAGCGUUGGACAAACAGGACUCCGACUCAACAGUAAUUCGCCAAGUAAGCCCCAAUAUCACUACCAUUAGCAUCCCAUUCGCACAGUUGGGGCUUCUCAAAACGGGUGGACGAACAACUAUCGUGCAACUUCAAUCCGGCUCACUUGCAGUCAUAUCGCCGGUGCGAUUGACGGACGUCGUGCGCAAUGCGCUGAUUGCAACGAACGGCACAGUCAAAUAUAUCAUCGCUCCAAACUUGGAGCAUUACAUGCAGAUUGGCUCAUGGAAAGCAGAAUUUCCCGGCGCAUGUCUCAUUGUCCCCGAGGGCCUACCUGAAAAAUGCGCCAAGAAACUAGGCUUAGGUCGGGAGGUAUUCGACAUCAUCUACACUGCGUCGGAAAGCCAGAAACAUAUCUCGGAAGAAUUUGACAAUGAGUUCGAUGUACAAUACAUUGAUUCAAUGGAGUCUCACGAAAUUGUCUUGUUCCACAAGCCGACUCACACAGUCAUCGAAGCAGACCUUUUAUUUAAUGUACCCGCUGUCGAGCAAUUCUCCAAGUCAGGCCAAUCACCAACUUCUGGGGUUUUAACGAAGCUUGUUUCGCCAAUCUUCUCCACAGCAUAUCCUGCGACAUGGCAGAAGCGUCUAGCAUGGUAUAUACUAGGAGCUAAAGACCGUGUCGCUUUUGCCGUGUCAUUGCAACGUAUAUACAGCUGGGAUUUCGACCGCAUUAUACCCUGUCAUGGAGAUGUCAUUGAAAGUGAAGCAAAGAAGGUAUUCGGUAAUAUUUUCGAGUGGUAUCUGGAUGGAGAGAACAAGCGUCUCUGA
Molecule: messenger RNA, 828 nt
Organism: Trichoderma breve
Lineage: Eukaryota; Fungi; Ascomycota; Sordariomycetes; Hypocreales; Hypocreaceae
Exons: 2
Coding region: 1-828 (275 amino acids)
Source: RefSeq, a predicted model, not a curated record